AUGGAAUUCACAUUGCUUUGUAACCUCGGAGGUCCGCGCAAUGCCGGGAUUUCUUUGCGCCUCCGCUUGCUGCAUGUGUGGCCGUCGAAGUCUCCGGGGGACAAUAGGAUCUACAAUUACUACACUUUUUGGACCGACGAAACGGGUAUGCUAAUUCAGGGCGUUUCGCCAACUUCAAUGGCUGCUGGGAUUCGCCGUAAUCUCUCGGUUGGGAUGAUAUACGUCAUAAAGUCCUUUGCCCUGAGCAAUCCGCCGAAUCAGUAUCGGUCGUGUUCUUUUGAUUUGGCUUUGGGCCUUUCGCCUUCGAUUUCUUUCCUGCCCUGUGCUCUUCCUGCUGAGAGUUUCCCGGUUGAUGCUUACGAGUUUGUGGUUUUCUCCCAGUUAAGUAUUCGUGCCGAUGUUGUUGGCAGACUCCAUUCGAUCAGUGGGAUAUCCCACAAGAUCACAAAUAACGGCCCCGCUGUCAAGCAGACAGUUAUUAUUGAGGAUGAAAGGUUUGCUGAGAAACAUGAGACUGUUGCGUCCCUCCCAGUUGAGUUUGCUACUGCUGCUGAUGCUACAGCUGAUGCAGAUCGUCGCACCAAGACUUUGGGGCAGUUGAUGGCCUUAUCUAGGACGAAUUCCUCACUGGAAGAAAAGUAUCGCUUUGGUGGAGUGAUUGUUGAUGUCGAGUCAAGCACACCUUGCUACAAGCUCUUGCUUACACUGAGGGACGACUCUUGCGAAGCUCGCUUUAUACUGAUGGGGGGGUGUGCGCUUGCGCUGGUCAACGUUUCUGCUGCACACCUAGCCCAGAGGUUUCCCCAUCGUCCUGGUCAGCUGCCCCCACAGUUGCAUCAAUUGCGAGGGCAAUAUGUCAAGUUUGACUGUAGGUUGCCGUUCUCGGGCCCUACUGGUUUCUCUUCGGGUGAAUUCUGUGUUACCCAGGUCGUCCCUCUUGAUGAUCCUACGGUGGUGGGUGAUUUGCUUGAGUUUUCUUUGCCACAGUCGUCGGCUUCUCCCUCUCUGGGUGCAGCAAGUAGCGUGGGAGGCCCAUCAGGUUCAUCGAGGGCAGCGAAGGGAAAGGAAAAGGUUUCAGAUUCAAUCCCUAUUGAAGCACCAGCUGUGCCAUUUAACAUCGCUGACCAGCAAGAUGUAAUUGAGAGAUUUCCUAGCCCUGCGCCCAAGAUUUUGCGGGAUCCUAUUCCUGUAAAUGUCGGAGGCGAGGAUAUUGAUGAUGAGUCGCGGAUUCUCGGAUAUUCCCAGCUUUCAGUGAUGGGUGUACAGCGAUCAGCCAAGAAUGAUGAGUCGGUGAGUUCUCAAGAUGUUGGUCGUGAUUCAUCUAUGCCUGCUUCAAAGAUUCUGAAGCCUUCCCCCGAAUCAUCUCCUGGGAAGCCCUUGGGUUCAGCCACCGCCUUGCCUUCGGCAUCGUUGUUGGUCUCUCCACUCGCCAGGAUAAAAGUGGAGAAAUUGGAUGCUGCCGAUGUCGCUCAAGUCUCACAUGGUGCUCCCUCGCAGGCAGGUGUUAAUAUGGAAAGGGAUUCUUCAGUGGAUAGUCAGAAGAAUUCGUCGACAAAGCGUGCUUUUUUUAAGAAGUGA
Linum tenue is the source of this 1578-nucleotide messenger RNA. The record is from the annotation of a GenBank genome assembly. Lineage: Eukaryota; Viridiplantae; Streptophyta; Magnoliopsida; Malpighiales; Linaceae.